Lemur catta (Ring-tailed lemur) is the source of this 2262-nucleotide messenger RNA. RefSeq names its product NAD(P)H quinone dehydrogenase 1 (gene NQO1). Gene Ontology annotation, cellular component: cytosol. The coding region runs from base 162 to 986 and encodes 274 amino acids. Gene Ontology annotation, molecular function: NAD(P)H dehydrogenase (quinone) activity. Lineage: Eukaryota; Metazoa; Chordata; Mammalia; Primates; Lemuridae. The record is from RefSeq and is a predicted model, not a curated record. The transcript is spliced from 6 exons.
GCAGGGCCAGGUAGAGUAUAAAGGACCGGUGUGCCGCGAGCAGCACUCGGGACUCCUCCGGGGUUGCAGCCCACGCAGCACUGCGUAGUACUCUGCCCACGCCAGGGUCGCCCCGGCAACCGCCAGCCCAGCCAAUCAGCGCCCCGGACCGCGUCAGAGCCAUGGCUGCCAGAAAAGCACUGAUCGUACUGGCUCACUCAGAGAGGACAUCCUUCAACCAUGCUAUGAAGGACGCUGCUUUAGAGGCUUUGAAGAAGAAAGGAUGGGAGGUGGCCGUGUCGGACCUCUAUGCCAUGAACUUCAAUCCCAUCAUUUCCAAAAAGGACAUCACAGGUAAGCUGAAGGACCCUGAGAACUUUCAGUACCCUGUGGAGUCUGUUCUAGCUUAUAAAGAAGGCCGUCUGAGCCCGGAUAUUGUGGCUGAACAAAAGAAGCUGGAAGCUGCAGACCUUGUGAUAUUUCAGUUCCCACUGCAAUGGUUUGGAGUCCCUGCCAUUCUGAAAGGCUGGUUUGAGCGAGUGCUGAUAGGAGAGUUUGCAUACUCAUACGCUGCCAUGUAUGACAAGGGACCUUUCCGGAAUAAAAAGACACUGCUUUCCAUCACCACUGGUGGCAGUGGCUCCAUGUACUCUCUGCAGGGUGUCCAUGGGGACAUGAAUGUCAUUCUCUGGCCGCUUCAGAGUGGCACGCUGCAUUUCUGUGGCUUCCAAGUCUUAGAACCUCAACUGACAUACAGCAUUGGACACACUCCAGCAGAUGCCCGAAUUCAGAUCCUGGCAGGAUGGAAGAAACGUCUGGAGAAUAUUUGGAAUGAGACACCACUGUAUUUUGCUCCAAGCAGCCUUUUUGACCUAAACUUCCAGGCAGGGUUCGUAAUGAAAAAAGAGGUACAGGAUGAACAGAAAAACAAGAAAUUUGGCCUUUCUGUGGGCCAUCACUUGGGCAAGUCCAUCCCAACUGACAACCAGAUCAAAGCUAGAAAAUAAAAUUCACCAGAUUUGAUUUCCUCCUAACAUGUAGUCAAAUCUGGUUAUCUUUUCGGGCUUCCUUGACUUACUUUAGUUUUUAAGAUCUGGGUUUUUCUUUUUCCACAAGGAAUGAAUAGGAGAGGGAAUAGAUUGUAUUAAUACAUUUUUGGGUAUUUUUAUUAUUAAACAUAACUGAUUCUUAUGAUUGCUGUCAUGGCAUGUAACCAAAAUCUGGCUUGGGCUCAAGAGGCCACAUAGGGAAAGGUAUAGAAAGAUGCUGGAAUAUAUUCUUGAAGGGCAUAGACACAAUUUAAUUCCUCUUCGUAGGGCUAAAUUUUUAGGUCAAAAUCUGGCUAGGUAGGAUUCAACUCUCCAGUGAUCUAUUUCUUUUAAUUAACUCUCUGUAGUUUAUGGCAAGAGGGAAUUGCUCAGAGAAAGAAAUGACUGAAUCUAUCGUAGAUAGACCUAAGGGACUUGUUUAGUAGUUAGUAAUCUAAUGCUUGUUUAUGGUACAUAUUGGUUUCAAUUACUACAUGACUAAUAUGCCUAAUACGAGUAUUACUCUUCCUUCAACUUUUGUUGUUUGUAUACAGUACACAGAUACCAUGAAAGGAAUAGCUAAUAAGUCUCUUCUUUAUCUCAAUCUUCUACUUUAAUGUUUGCAGAAGUAAACUAAUACAUUCACACCCCACAUCUGCUAUCCUGAGUGAAUUCGAGAAAGGAAAUAGUACUUUCAAUAUUGAAAAACAACCUUCCACAAAAAAAUACUUUAUUUCUGAUCUAUACAAACUUCUGGAAGGUUAUUUUCUAUAUCAUUGCUGGACUGAUGACUUUCAAGGAUGUGUUUUGGUCCCAUGACAUUUGGGAUAAAAGUGUAAAUCUAGAGUUUUGUUAACUUUGGUGAACAAUUUUGGCAUGAUACCCUAAUUUCUAUUUAAAUUCUUGAAGUGCAUCUCUUCCCACCGUUGGCAUAAUUCAAGUAGAAUAUGAUAAAAGACUGCCCUCUUGUGGUGCAUUGAAAGAAAAUAAGAGAAAUGAUGCAAAACAAGGUUGCCUGAAUAACGGGAUACACAGCCUCUUACCUGCCAAGGGAAUGAUGGCAUCAGGCCGGGUUGGAGAACUGCAUCUACCAGAUGCCAACAGCACUGGAUAUUUUCACUUGACGAUAUCCACAGUAGCAGACGGCUGGGUGUUUCGGUUUGAAAAUAUUUUCUGUGGCCUUCAUCUUCACUGCAAUUUUGUAUAAAAUUUCUUAAAAUUCCAAAUUAAAUAAAUAAAAUUCAUUUCUACAAAA